Molecule: messenger RNA, 4697 nt
Organism: Ruditapes philippinarum (Manila clam)
Lineage: Eukaryota; Metazoa; Mollusca; Bivalvia; Venerida; Veneridae
Product: atos homolog protein A-like
Exons: 12
Coding region: 586-3843 (1085 amino acids)
Source: RefSeq, a predicted model, not a curated record
UUGCGGAAAUAAACAUUGCUCAGCUGUCAAACAAAUAAAUUUGCAUAUUUUUACGUGGAUAUUUAUCAAAAUAAAAAAUGACUCUAAAGAAAUAUAGUAUUAUAUUCAUAAAUAAUAUAUCGUGUCAUAUUUUAUUUCAGUAAAGAUCAGUUCCGUCAUAUUUUUAUGUUUUUCGAGCAGCAUAGUUAUUCGGGUCACGAUCUCAGGGUGAAGGUCAUUUUUGUUUUCCGACUCGACCCGAAGAAGCUAGUUUUUUUACAUUAUUUUGCUAGUUAUUCAUUGUAGAGUAGAUCCAUCCAAUCAGACAAUUAUAAUGUUUAACUUUUAAUUCAUGGUGUCAUCCAUUUUCACAAUAAACAUUAUUUUUCUUUCGGUAAUGUUUUGGUCACGUGACCAUAAAAACUCUUAAACCGUAAACAUUCACAUUCACGGGAGUCAACAUAGAAAAGUUUGAGACGGUAUCGACGAUGUUUAUGUUCUAUAAUUUCACAUCUAGAUGACGAUUUGCCGACAAAGAAUAGUGGACAUUGAAAGCAAGCAUGUCUGGCUAUAAAUUUUGACAGUUAUUUAUUGCGAUUUCAAACGAUGAAACCAGAAAAAGGCUUGGAUGAAAUGGAAGAAAAAGUGUAUGACCCUCGGGAUAUGUUUGCGGAGAUUGGACUGUUAAUCACUGAGGCUCGAAUGCCCGACUUGUCACGGAAAGGAAGAGUGGAAGGGCCACAUUGUCCUCCGCUACAAGGGGUAAAAGGACAUGAAUGUGAUCGGCACAAAGAACAGUGCCGUAAAGCAAGUGACUUGCUCGGUUUUCAAGAGAUUCUGUGGCAGAACAAGAUACCCAUGCGAAUUGACGUGCUACUGUUUCCAAAUUGUGAACAUGGCUACCUGGAAGAAACCAUUGUAGAGGGCGCCACUUUUAGCUGUAUGGACAAUUUUGAAUUGCUUGAGAGGUGGGAUGUUCAGUUAGUAAAGAAAAGGUCACCAGAGAGACUCGAGGGUUUUGUCAGUGGCCGUAUUCAUCUGCAGGCUGUUAGAAGUUACCUUCACUUCUCGCAACUCAGUUCUUGGCUGAUAUCAGCAGGUGGGGCUAUACCUUUCAGGGUGGUUUACAGGAUAUAUGCACCCGGUGAAGCGGUAGGCUACACUUUCAACAAUCUACCAGAAGUUCAUAAUUUCCCGUCUGCUGAACUGGCAAAUGUUGUGAUGAGGUCUACAGUAGCUCAUCUUCCGCGGCAGGAUAAAUUCAUGUCCUUGUUUUGUAGGUCACAUUCUCCAACGAUUGAGCAACAUCUUAGACACAAUAAAAUGGGCGGGGAUGAAAGGAAACGAAGGACCACCCCUUUGGGUGGAGUAAUAAAUGAGCCACAGCCUUCAACAUCCAAAUGUCCAAUCGACUUUGAUACAAGAGACAUAAAUAGAUACAAAACAAAAUCUGAAAAGGGAUUAAGCUUACCAGAUCAGCAACAAAUGAAGCAAAAGCCACCCAUUGGUCCAAAAAUAAAAGAUGACAGUCAAUUUAAAUCGCGAAGUGGGCCUUGUCCAAUGAGCAAAACACCGAAAAGGAAAGUAGAUGAUCUGUCUCCGACAAUAAAAUAUUCGUAUGACUUUCCAAAAGAAACAGACAGUCAAAGCUGUCAAUGUGAACAGGUCCCAACUAGUCAAACUUCAUUGUCAAAUGUAAAACCAGUUGCCGUGACAACAAAACUAUCUGUGAUUCAAACACCUUCCAUUACGUGUCAAACCUCUAUAGGGAAAAACUAUGACGAUUUAAGAACACCUGAGAAAAUAUCUCAUGCGAAAAUUCAUCCCUAUCGCAAACCUGCCUCGUUGUCGGUUACAACAAAUAAUACACUUAUAGGCAAUAAAAGACUACCUAGUCCAAAAGUUUUAGUAACAGGUAGUAAAAAACCUGAGCCAACAGAUUACAAAAAGCGAUGCUUAGAUCUGAAUUUACAAGAAAACUCACUUGAAUCGUCUGAUAAUUUCGUUGGUUUAGAUGAAAUCAUUUCUGACGAUCUACACGAUCUCAUCAAGCCUAUAAGUCCGAGUGACUUCGAAGCUUACCUAACUAGUCUUUCAAAUAAAGCUUCUAAAAAGCUGGGAGCUUCAAAACUUGAUGAUAUUCCAACUACAAAAUGUAGUUUCUUCCUUGGAGAUGAAAGUGAUUCUAAAUAUCUGGAGGAAAGGAGUAGCAUUGAACCUAAAGAAUGGGAAAAGACCAUCAAGGAUGUUACUUCUGCCAAAACCCAAUGUCUUUCAAGUGAUUUUAGCAUUGAUAACAAGAAACAACUCACACCUCAGAAUUCGGAAGGAACUCAUGUGCGUAAACUUUUUGUCGGGCCGGAGCCGGAACAAGAAAAAGGUUCUGUCUCAGUGCAUCAUGAAAUAUCAAAGGAUAUUGAAACAAAUUCGACAAAUGUAAGAACAUCGUAUUAUACUACCAGUGAAAAAAGCCAUGAAAGUUUACCUAUAAAGGAUGAAGUAGGCAACUUAAACAAAACUGAUCUUUUGCAGCCAGAAAAUGUCGCAUUUUUAGAUCUCCAUACUCAAAAAAGUCUUUCAAGGGAAGCAACUAAAAGUUGCUCAGGGGAGAGCACUACGACUAGCAGUUCAAGAAAUAUAACUCAAAGUUGUGCUAAGAAAAGGGAGUUGACUCUAAAAACAUUAAGCAUUCCAUGUAGUAUAGGGGGAGAUAAUACUGCUAUGAAUUCUCUAGUCAGUAAUCUUGAAUGUAUGGAUAUUGAUGAAAAUAAUCCUAUAUCAAACAUACCCUCCUCUGUAGAUAAUGAGGUGGAGAAUCACUUUAAACAAGAACUAUUUCAAAAUGGUUUCAGUAAAAAUAAAGCUGAACAAAGCGAUGCUACAGAAAAAGCCGCAGAAAACUGUGAUACAAGCCCAAACCGGGAUUUAUCUCUGUGUAAACAAUUACUAAGGAGAGAAUUUCAGCAAAAUGUCAAAAAUGAGAUGUUAACCCAUUCAAAUCAAGUUUAUAAGAGUUUGCCGUCACCUGAAGAUAUCAAACAGUUUCAGUUUGUUAUGGGACGUAGUGCCAGUGCUAUUUUUAAUGCCUCAACUGGUCUUCCAUCUCGAUCUAGUCCAGCUCCUAUCAAAAAGAAAUCUGCCACCCGAUUUGAUUAUGACUGUUCAUUAACAAAUGUUAGGGCCAUUAAAAACGCAAUAUCGUGCUCGAAGCUGACGUUACAAUGUGAAGGUUGCUGUGAUACAAUAGAAGAUCCGAAAAUUCUCAGCACAAGUGCCCCAGCUUCCACUAAUUGUCUUUUAGGAAAUUUCGAGGAGUCUGUGUUGAAUGGAAGGAUCGAACCUGUUGGAGUGGUGGAAGGGUUCACGGUGGAAAUCGGUGCCGGGGGUACUUUUUGUCCUAAACAUGUCACACUGCCUGUGAUCGCCUAUUUCUUUCAACUAUCAGAUGACAACGCACCCUCGCCGUAUCUGGGAUAUGUGAAUCUAGAACCAUUGGGAAAGAGAGGCUACCAUAUACCAAGAACGGGAACGGUACAACUUACCCUGUUCAACCCAAACAAGACUGUGGUAAAGAUGUUUGUUGUGAUGUAUGACCUCUCUGAUAUGCCAGCCAAUUGCCAAACAUUUCUUCGUCAACGCACCAUGUAUACACCUGUAGACACAAACAGCACGGAUCCAUCAUACCUCCGAUAUUUGAUACAUUUAAGGUUUCAGAGUAGUAAAUCAGGUAAAAUAUAUCUGCAUACUGACAUUCGAUUGAUUUUUGCACGAGACAAAUUUGAAUUUGACCCGCAAGUGGCCAACUACGAACUGCGAUCUUUCACAGAGGGACCCGAGAACCCAAAAUUCUCUCCAAAGCGAUAACGAUUGUGAAAAUUAGGAAGCAAAAUUAUUUUAGAUUAGUUAAGCAUAGUUUAUAGGUAUUUAUUAAUGAAGUAGCUAUCACAUAUUGUUUUAGUACCCAUAUAACCAUGCAAUAUUUCAUAAUAUGUUAUUAAGGCAUCAGUGGCCCAGUGGUUUAGGUUGUUAACUUCAAACCACUUGCCCCUCUCCGGUUUUGGUUUUAGUCAUGCCAGGGACUUAAGAUUCUUUCAUUUUAGGAAGCUAUCCAGCUAGCUCAAGAAACAGUGAUGGUUCUAAUCAGGUGUCCCCUUAUGCCUGAAAUAAUGCACAGAGAGGCACCUGCAUCAAUUAAGCAGGAAAGUCGCAAUAUGACCUCUUCAGUGUUAGUGCAACGUAAAACACAACCAAAAUACAUUUUUGCUAGUACUUCUUUAAGUAUUCUUUUCCACGAUAAUUCCAUUAAUCACUUACAAUUGUAAUUAAGGCUAUAUAUUCAGUAUGUUAUGAACAUGCCAUUUGUGUCAUUAUAGCUUUGACGUUUCUUUGUAUCAAAUAUGACACAUUUACAAUGUAAUUGGUUACACUUGCAGAAUAUUGAAAUUACAUGUUAUCGAUUACACAUGUAGAAUAACUUGUUUACAUGUAAUUGAUUGCUCAUGUAGAAAAAGCGCCAAUGGCCGAUCGGUUAAAGUAGUUGACUUCAAAUCAUUUGCCCCUCACCGCUGUGGGUUAGAAUCCUGACAGGGACUUUGGAUUCUUUCAUGUGAGAAAGCUAUCCAGCUAGCUAACUAAAAGUCUGUGGUUCUACUCUGGUGCCCGUUCAUGCCUGAAAUAAUGUACGGAAGGGCAUCUGAGGUCUUCCUCUACCAGUAAAG